CUUGUAUCUUUACAUUAUAUUUUAGAAGCUCCAAAAUGUUUAUUUUUGUCGUUAAUUGUCUAGUGAAUGUUAUCUACUUUACGUUUUUGCUUAAUAUGUCCUUGUCCUCUGCAAGCUAAGGGUUAAGGCAGCCAGCCUUGCGCACAGGUGUCUCGCCAGUCCUUUCUGAAACAGCGCCUGCAAACUGUUGGCGAACUUUUUUUCCCCUUUAAUUAAGUUGAUCAUAACUGUAACUCAGCUGGGAUUUGCUGUCCGACUAGACAGGCCACUGUAAUUCAUGUAGUUAGAUCUUAAGUGGGUUUGCUGACCGCAGCCCUAAUCUCUCGCUACUAUUAAACGUGGAGCGACUAACCUGGAGAGCUCUCCACAUCGACACCGGUCCCUGCACGCUCCCAUUCCGCUGCUUUCCUGCUGCAUCUGAUUCCAGUGGUUAGACAAGUAAUUGCGCGACGGUUUGAGUAUAGUUUACAGAAGUUUUUUCGACUUUAACGUGUUGCGUUUUGAAGAUUUUUUUCCCCCGUUACGCAUCGGAUAUGUGGUGGAUGCUGUUUCCCCGAUGGAUUUGGUUUCUGCUGGGACAUUGUUACACUAUUCUGAUUUAUAUGGACAGCUGCCGCGUGAGAGCAAUGCCCAUGCCCAUGUCUGUGGCAAAAGUGGUGUACUCUCACGCAGGUCUGUGCCCGAACGACUUGAACCCGAACCUGUGGGUGGAUGCUAUGAGCACCUGCAUGCGCGAGUGUGAAUCUGACCAGGACUGUGAGACAUUUGAGAAGUGCUGCCCUAAUGUAUGUGGUAACAAGAGCUGUGUGGCAUCACGCUAUAUAGACGUCAAAGGCAACAAGGGCCCCAUAGGAAUGCCAGAGGGCGCCACCUGCGACAAGUUCAUGUGCUCUCAGCAAGGCUCCGAGUGUGACAUCUGGGAUGGCCAGCCUGUUUGUAAGUGCCGGGACCGCUGUGAGAGAGAACCCCACUUCACAUGCGCGUCUGACGGCAUGACAUACUAUAACAAGUGCUACAUGGAUGCAGAGGCCUGUUCCAAGGGUAUCUCUAUCUCUGAGGUCACCUGCAGGUAUCACCUGACCUGGCCAAACACCAGCCCUAUCCCAGCAGAGACCACCUUACAUCCCACCACCGCCCUCCAGACCACCCUCCCAGCCGACAUCCAGCUUCCCACCAUACACAGCGGCCUCACCCAACAGGCUGUUUUUGUAGGUGAGACAGCGAGCUUCCUGUGCGAGGUGUCUGGAAAGCCACAUCCGGAAAUCACCUGGGAGAAACAACUGAAGGGCAAAGACAACACCAUAAUGAGACCGAAUCAUGUCCGCGGAAACGUUGUGGUCACUAACAUUGGCCAGCUGGUCAUAUACAAUGCACAGCUUCAGGAUGCCGGUAUCUACACGUGUACAGCUAAAAAUGUUGGGGGAAGUGUAUCGGCACACUUCCCCUUGGUAGUGAUCAGGAAGGAGGCGAAAGGUAAGAAUGUAGAGGGGAACAGUACCAACCUGCCAUUUCCAGCUCAAGAGUGUCUCAAGAGUCCAGACACAGAUGACUGUGGAGAAGAAAGCAUGAGCUGGUACUAUGAACCAAAGAGGAACAAUUGCUUCACCUUCACGUACAGUCAGUGCAAUAAAAACCGCAACCAUUUCGACACCUACGAAACCUGCAUGCUGUCAUGUGGAGGAGAGCUGGCGGCUCCCUGCAGCCUCCCGAGCCUCCAAGGGCCCUGCAAGGCCUAUGAGCCUCGCUGGGCUUAUAGUAGCCGUCUCAAAAAGUGCCAGUCCUUCGUGUACGGAGGCUGCGGCGGCAAUGAGAACAACUUUGAGUCCAAAGAGGCCUGUGAAGAGAUGUGUCCCUUUCCGAAGAACCACAACUGCAAGGUAUGUAAGCCCAGAGCCAAGAUGGUCACCAGCUUCUGCAAGAGCGACUUUGUGAUCCUCGGGCGUGUGACCGAGCUAACAGAGGAGCAAGAGUCAGGCCACGCUUUGGUGACAGUGGAGGAGAUCUUGAAGGAUGAGAAGAUGGGUCUGAGGUUCUUUGGCAAAGAGCCCCUUGAGGUGACUCUACUCAACAUGGACUGGAACUGCCCCUGCCCCAAUGUCACCACAGCCGACGGGCAGCUCAUCAUCAUGGGGGAUGUUGAAAAUGGGAUGGCCGUCCUGCAGCCCGACAGCUUUGUAGGCUCCUCCAGCGCACGUAGAAUCAGGAAGCUUCGUGAGGUUAUCCACAAGAAAACCUGUGAUUUCCUUAAAGAUUUCACAGCCAUCCAGUAGAGUCUUCUAAAAGUUGCACACUCGCUGAGAGUCAGUUUUGUUGUUUUCUGAUUAUUCAAAGCUCCAGUGACCUCAUCAGUCUGACCGACUGCCACAAACUUAAAACGAGUAACUUAUCUGUAACAUUGGAUGUUUUUCUCAGCCCAGUGGCUAGGCAAAAAUAUUGGCACCGACAUUUCUGCAAACCACGGACACCGUAUUCCCUCAAUUUAAAGCCGGGCCCCUAUUAGUGACCGGCCUCAUUUAGUAACCGGGUGUAAAAACAAUUUUUAGUAAAGAAAAGCCGGCCUCUUUUAUAAGCCGGGUGUCUUACCGGUGUUAUGUCAAAGUCUGUUCCCCCGUCGAUAUAUGUACCCCUUACCUUAACCUGCACCAACCUGACCUCUGACCCCAACCAGUCGUCCUUUAAGUUGCUUAACAUGACCCCAGGUUUACCUUAACCCCAAACAGUUCUCUCUACAAGGCCUAACCUUAAACUUAAAUCCUAACUCCAACCGCGGAGGUGAUGCUACGGACAACACCAUUCAGGAAACAUCAUUUGACGGGGUAACAGAUUUCGACACAACACCUGUACUUUGAAGUUUCACCACACGAGUUAGUACUGUAGGUAAAUGUCCUAUUCAUUCUCUGUAAAGUUGAGCCGUUUAUGCAGGUUCUUUUGGGCUUUUUAGUAGUUUAGACAUUUUAAAUCCUGCUUAAAAUGAACAUUCAGCGUGCUGUUCAUUGUUUGUUUACAUCCGAGUACUUCCAAUAUGGCCGACAUCCGGGUAACUGGCUCCAAUGCGCUGUGUAAAACACUCUAAAAAGUGCCGGUCAGAGCUGCUCUGAUUUUCUUUUUUUAAUAAAAGCCUCCUUCAAAUAAUAGCCUGCCCCUAUUAUUUUCAACACCUGUUAGCAGGUGCCAUGCAAUGUUCCAUGGCUUUUGUGCCUAACCUAACCACGCCCUCACCGGUUGUGAACUCUUGGGAUUAACGUGUCAUUGGCCGUCUAUUUCAGACAGAAUUCUUCUUCUCCUUCCGAUAACUUUGCUUUCUAUUUUGCAGGGGCACCGCCCACUACAAUUGUGAUUGGUUAAAAGAAAUACAAACAGCCAGAGUGUGCCAGACGUAUCCUCAAUGCUGACAGCGCU
This is a messenger RNA of Centropristis striata (black sea bass), 3399 nucleotides long. RefSeq names its product WAP, Kazal, immunoglobulin, Kunitz and NTR domain-containing protein 2-like. The record is from RefSeq and is a predicted model, not a curated record. NCBI's taxonomy places the organism in Eukaryota, Metazoa, Chordata, Actinopteri, Perciformes, Serranidae. Gene Ontology annotation, molecular function: protein binding; serine-type endopeptidase inhibitor activity. Gene Ontology annotation, cellular component: extracellular region. The transcript is spliced from 3 exons. The coding region runs from base 534 to 2270 and encodes 578 amino acids.